UGUUAGUGGUCAUUCGUGUUGUCUAUAUUUAGUUUUAGGAUAAAUAUUGUUCCAGGCCAGCUCACUGCUUCCAUGGCUCCCUGGCAGUCAGCUGCAGUGCCGCAGUCCGACCGGACGGGGGCGCUGUUGCACUCAGUUUGUACGUAUGAUCUUUGAGAACAUGGUGGUGGAUCAGCAGCCAGUCAAGACAGCAGGAUAACAACACAGCAGAGAUCAUUACAUCAAGAACUAGGAUUAAAGCAAGGCAAUAAAUCUAUGCAACGAUAACUUCUGAGUCUUCUGGCAGACCACAAGACAGAGAAGCAAAUCCGGCUUUUACUACUGUGAAUUGUUUUAGUGGGAAAAGACCUGAAGUGGAGCUUUACUGGAAUCGUAUUGCAUUCUAGCUAGCUGGCUAACAUGCAGCUUUAGUGUUUGCAUUUGCACAAAAACGGGACUCUUGGAUAUAUCGAGUUGGAAUUUGCAUGGGUUUGCUAUCUCGACCUCUUCAACAUUCAUAUAUUCGCAAGCAGUUAAAGGCAUGCUGCCCUUUCACCUUGCAGACAUAGCUGGUUAGCUUGCUACCUCCAAAAGACCGACUCGUUGGCGCAGCUGAAAGCCGAACCCACGGCGCUUUUGGUCGGCCUGAGGACCAACGCAAUGCCGCGGUUUGAAAUCGGCCCAGCCGUAGAGCUAACUUCAGAAAGCUAACGCUAGCUGGAUAUAGCAGGCCGUUUAUCGUUCCCUAGUCAGCUAAUUAGAUAAAUCACAACUCAAAACCGAGAAGCACCGUUAACUUAUAUUCUGCACGGUGCUUUUGUUUUUAUAAACCCAACGGCUGUCCUAGCUAAUGCCGGGUAAUCUGAUAAUUAGCUAGCUAGCUCAUUAGCGAGUGUUGCAGAGCCAACGGUUGCGCCUGGGUUGGUUGUUGUUUACAGUGUGCUAGCAUGUACAUUGCAAGUUACAGUUAGCUUGGAAAUUGUCAUUUACUUUUUACUUAUCAAACUAAGGUACGUUGUUUUGUGUGCAUUAGCUUGUUGCGUACACAUCAAUACAGUUAAUGUCGUUAUUAAAAUCACUUUGAGCCCUCAUGUUAGAUUGUUAACAUAAAGACACCCAUGUAAACAAGUCUGACUACGUUUAAGGUGUCACUACAUAACAAGACAAUACUGUGCUGUUCUCUGGACUUCUGCAAUGCGUGUUAAGGAAGUUGCUUUGAAUUUAUCUGCCAAGAAUUAGCAGUACACAGACAUUAAAAGGCAUGGGAGUUGUUGACCUCCUGCAACACAGCGAGACAUAUCAGCCAUUCAUUCAUGAUUGAUGACCUUUGAGGAGGCAGACUGUCCUUUAUCCAACAGUCUUGUUCUAGUAUUUAUUUUUUAACCACUAAUGUAACCUAGUGAAGCUGAGGAGAUUUCAGUUUUAGCAGAAUCUUUCUUUUAAAGUCCUAAAGACACCUUGAACCAUUGGGUGGAUGGGAACAUGAGGAGCACUCUGUCUGAUCUCAACCAGCUUCCCAGUAGCUUGAAGAUCUGAUCAAAGCACAACAGAGAGGCCCAUUGUGUGGACUGAAAACUGAAGAGGAAAGAGAUGAUGAUGGGGAUAAAAGAGGCCCAGUGACAGUGUUGAUCCCCGCAUCAGGAAGCAGAGGCGUGUCACAAGGCUACAGACAUGAGUCUCCGCCAACCCACCUCGACACUGGACAGGCUCAGCAGUCUGACCAUCGGGGACUCGGAGCGCAAAUCCUCUGCCGCCCAGCAGAGGGAGCCAAUGGUGGAAAUCCCUGCGGAGAGUACGGGUACUGGCCUUGUCCAGAGAUGUGUGGUCGUGCAGAAGGACCAGCUCGGCUUCGGCUUCACAGUAUGUGGAGAGAGAGUCAAGCUAGUGCAGAAUGUCCGACCGGGUGGGGCAGCAGUCAAGGCCGGGGUCCAAGAAGGGGACAGAAUCAUAAAGGUGAACGGCUCGCUGGUGUCCUCCAUGUCCCAUCAGGAGGUGGUGAAGCUCAUCAAAUCUGGAACGUACGUCGCUCUGACACUACAAGGACCGCCCCCUUCAGCCGCCUCCUUGCCCUUAGACCCCCUCCCCACUGACCUCACACCCAAUCAAAGAACGUCUCUGGGUGGAGAGGCCCCGACGCCUCCACCUCCACCCUUGCCCUCUGGACUGAGCAGCACCCCAUCGCAAAGAAUCACUGGACCCAAACCACUGCAGGACCCAGAAGUACAAAAACAUGCCACGCAGAUACUCAGGAAGAUGCUGGAGCAGGAAGAGGCUGAACUGCAGGAGUUGAUGGAGGAGCAGUUGAGGAACCCGUCGCCGUCACUGGGGGAGCGGAUUGAAAGGGCCAAUAGGAGAGCUCACCAAGUCAGGGUCAAGAUUCAGCAAGAUCUGGACGGAACGCGGUCAGAAUGUGUCACGAGCUACGUCAUAGCAGGAGAAGGUCGACUAUCGAUGGACUCAAGCGAAGGAGACGUGGAGGCCUUUGAGAGUCCCCACUCCUCCCCCUCAUCCUCCUUCAGGACCCCCCAACACCGACGGCAGAACUCCGACACACACACCCUGUCUGAUUCGGGCGGGAAGGCCCAGAUCAUCGGCCCCGAGGAAGAGGAUGAAGAAGAUGACUGCUAUGCAUUUAAUGAGAUGGACGGUCCGUUCCAGGACAUCGAGUUGUUGAAGUCCCGACCGGCGCACAUGGCGGUGUUCAUGAGAUACGUCUUCACGCAGCUUCUGGACCCUAACCCUCUGCUGUUCUACCUGUCGGUGGAGGCCUACCUGGGCUCCAGCCCUAAAGACGCCCGCGCACUUGCACCUCAGAUCUGCUCGCAUUUCCUGGACCCGGAUGCUCCCCUGAAAAUCAAAGUACGAGAGGAGUACCUCACAGAUAUAGAAAGUCGACUUCAUGCCCAGGAGGACAUCAGAGGACCUUUGUCCGAGCUGCAGCAGCAAGUGCUGCCGGACAUCCAAGACCAGAUACAGGACUACAGAAACAAGCAGAUGAUGGGUCUCGGCUCUCUGUUUGGGGAAGGAGACCUGCAGCAGCUGGAUGGAGACCCGGUGAAGGAGAGGCAGGUGGUGGACAGACAGGUCACCGCCCUCUGGGAAAUACUAUCAAAGCACGAAGAGGACCGAAGUUCUCCGCUGGCGUCCGCUGUGCACCUAUACCUGCGUCAUUCUGGUAUCAAGCUCAGAGACUCCAAGGUUUUCCCUGGUCUGAGCACAGAGAAGGAGAAGUGGCUAGCCUUCUUAAAGACGAAAAAGCUGAGUGGUACCAAGAAAGAGAAAGAUGGAGAGGAUAAAAAAAGAAAUCCCAUCCUGAAGUACAUCGGAAAGCCCCGGAACACAUCCCAGUCCACAUUCCAUGUCCCGUUGUCACCCACCGAAGUCCGUCCUGGCAGUGUGAGGAACAUCAUUCAGCAGUUUGAGAAUCACACGGAGACGGGAGAGGAGGGAGGUGACCCCGCCGACCCCCAGAGGCUCUCCUCCAGCAGCCUGGGAGAAGACAGCAUGGACAGCCCCACGAUCUCAGUGCGUCUGGCACGCAGCGAGUCGUUGAAGGCUCAGGGAGAAGGGCGUCGGCGGGGCGUUGUCUCGGGGACGGAGUCUGUCCCUCGCUCUCGUAGCGAUGUGGACAUGGAGGACUGCGGGGAGGAAAGGGAGGGGCCGGGCCUCAGGCCGCUGCAGCACAGCACGUCGUCGUCCGCAUCCAGCAGCUCUGCACGGUCUCUAGAGAACCCUACACCCCCAUACACCCCUCGGUCUAGACGCAGGAGUGUGGACUCACCGUUGGCCCUGCUGCCGGACGCUGCUGCGCUGGAGGAGGAGGUGUGCGACGGUCAGAACUGGCAGGACACCGUUCCUCCUCAGCUCCUCGCCACGCUCAGUCCGAGGGAGGUGGACAGACAGGCUGUCAUAUACGAGCUCUUCACCACCGAGGCAUCCCACCUGCGGACCUUGAGGGUCCUGGACCAGGUCUUUUUCCAGAAGAUGAGGUCUGUGCUGAACUCUGAUGAGCUGGCCUGCAUCUUCCCCAACCUGCCGCAGGUCUACGAACUCCACGCGAGUCUGUGCGAGGAGAUGAAGAAACGAAGAGAAACUCCCAUCGUUCAGGACAUCGGGGACGUUAUGCUGGCCAGGUUUGAAGGUGCAGCUGGAGACGAGUUUCAGGAACAAGCGUCGCAGCUGUGCAGCCAGCAGUCUCAGGCUCAGGAGCUCAUCAAGAACAAACAACGCAAGGACCCUCGCUUCGCUCACAUUAUCCAGGAGUGUGAAGCGAGUCCUCACUGUCGGAGGCUGCAGCUCAAAGACCUGCUGGUGUCGGAGAUGCAGAGACUCACUAAGUACCCCCUGCUGCUGGACAACAUCAUGAAACACACACAGGCCGUCUCGUCGGACCUCCCCUCGCUUCAGCGCGCCCAGGCCUGCUGCAGGGGGAUACUGCAGGCCGUGAACGAGGUGGUCAGGGAAACGGAGCACCGGCAACGCCUCAGCCAAUACCAACGCAGGCUGGACGCUGCCCCUCUGUUCAAGAGUCUGGACCUCGCCACUAAGAGAAUGAUUCACGAAGGUCCGCUCACGUGGAAAGUGAGCAAAGAUAAGCAGAUAGAGAUCCAAGCGCUGCUGCUGUCCGACUGCCUGGUCCUCCUGCAGCGAGGCCCGGACGACCGUCUGCAGCUGAGAUAUCCAUCCCGCUGGCUGGGUGGAGGCGGAGGAGGCAGCGGAGACAGCAAGACCUCCUUCAGCCCUCUGGUGAAGCUGGACUCUCUGCUUGUCCGCUCAGUAGCUACAGAUAACAAAGCCCUCUACGUGAUCAGCACCACAGAGAGGCAGAUCUAUGAGCUGGUGGCUGGGACCUCAUCAGAGAAAAACACCUGGAAAGAUUUACUUGAAAAGACCAUCUCAUCGUCCGGCGGUUCAUCCCCCCUGAUCAAUCACGUAUCCAUACCUAUAUCGUCGCCCAGUCUACGCAGUGCGUCCCCGGUGUCGACUGGCAGCAGCGUGUUUGCAGACAACUCCAUAACGGAGCAGUCAGAUUCCACGGAGACUCAUUCCUCCAACGACGACAUCGUGCUCUCGGCGGACGCACCGACGGACCAAUCGGGAGCUUUCAUCCGCGGGGAGAGAAAAGCAGUCGGUGUGGCUGAGGCCGCUUUACAAGACGUUGAAACACUAAGGCAGCUCAUAUUACGAGAUUUGGAGGAGGACAGUUGGAGCCACGAUUCAGACGACACGCCGACAAACGAGGCGGCCAACGACAGGAGCUCGUUCGCCGAGAGGCAGCGGCCGGAGUCUCUGGAGACGGUCCUCAACUUCAGCACCAGCGAGUGGGAGGCCGAGCCCGAGGAAGAGGCUCCGCCCCCAGACGCGGAGCAACCCGGCAGCGUUCAGGUCGUACGGAAAGCUGUGGUUGCGGGUCCUUCUUCUUCUUCUUCUGUCCCUGAUGACAUCACUGCUGAUGUCACCCUCCCCUCAAACCAAUCAUCCAAGCCGAGAGGCGAGGCCACUGCGCAGGGGAACACUUUCUACUUGGUAAUGCCCACAGAGCAGGGCGAGAGCGUCACUGAUGACCUCAACGACCCUCCUACUCCCACCGCCAGCCACUUCCCUCAGCCUCCGGACGAAGCGAUGUCACCGCAGCCCGCCUGCGUCUCAGAGCCCAACCAAUCGAAGGCUAUGCAACUGGAACGGGAAGAGGAAACGGACCAAUCGCACGCCGGGCACCAGAGCCACGUGAUCAAAAAUGUGGAUGAGAUUUUCCACACCAUUGAGGGGUUGACGAGCAAGCUGCGCCAGCUGAAGGAAAUAGAGAAUUCCCACCACACGCUUUUGAAAUCCCUCAGAGAGCCCUUUGUCAAUCAGGAGUCAGAGGACCAACUGUGUCUCUCGGCAACCGUCUCCAGAACGCCGUCUCUGGACCGUGGCUCAGGAGACGGCAAAGAGGGCAGUGCAGCGGAGCCCAAGAUCCAGUCGACGGGGUUCUGACGUCGCUGCAGGAGUGGAUUUACUGUCUCUUCAUCUUGAUUGUUGGCGCACGGACGCACUCAUGGUCAGUCUCAGCCCCGCCUCCUCUCGCCCCUCGUCCCUGCAUGGCCAGUGGAUCAGAGCCCAGGAAGGAGCGUAGCUGUGUUUUUUCUUUUUUCUUUUUUUGGUUUCCUGUCGCCCUGGGAUUCACCAGGAUUGCCGAGGUCAGCACGACCCCCGACUUCUACCAGAGCGCGAGGGAGCCCAGGGCCGAGUGAGGGGAGAAGUUUGAAGGAACAAAAAAAGGUCGAAGACAAGUUGACCGGUGAAGAGAAAAAGUUGGAAGAAUUGAAAGUAUAAAAAAAAUGACCAAGUUGGAUAUUUGUGAAGGAAACGGAGCUGGUUGAAAGAGCGGAGCAGAAAAGUGUUGAAAUGUUAAUUUAAGGAAGAAUCUGAGGGACCCAUCACCCCUGCACUUUACCCACAAUGCUUCCCUCUGUCAUGUACGUCCUCCACUGCGGACGCAUCAGGGACAGGAGAUGCCACUGGCUUCAUUUAGGGGCCGAGAUGGCCUCCGGGGGUCCCCGCCCCCCCCUCCACUGGUUGCUUUACACUGAGUUCACCUGCCACCACGGCCGAAGGACUGUGUCUAUAUAAUUCAGGUUAUUUGCACUGGGUAAGGAAACCAACAUCAUUUGACCAUUUCAUUAAUCUCAGACCUUCACACCCCCCACACCGUGGGAGACACACUAACGUGCCAUUGGGAACAAGCCCCAAUGACAAAUCCUUAAGUCCCCUUUUGAGAUUUGUAAGAUGGCCAUGAGUGCAACACGUUGAUCUGGUUCGUAUUGUUUCGAGUUCUGGAAACCCCACGGCGCUGUUUACUACUGAAAUGCUGGCAGGUUUUAUUUUCAGCGCUGCUUCAGAGGCGUACAGGGAUCUCAGCCAUUUUUAAAAUAAAGAAGCUCAGUGGAUUCCCGCAGCUGUGUUCUGAUCAUGUAACGUCGUUUGGGUGUUACGUUUGGGAGAGUUAGAAUGUUUCGGGAGCAAAGUUGACGACGAGCGUGAGGAAAGAGGACAAACGCAGAUUCAAACUUUGAACGCUGACGACCUGUGUCACUCAAAUUGCUGCCAAAUAUCGCCGCUGACAUUGCCUGUCCACACUUUACCAUUUGACUGUGCAUCGUCGCUCCAGUGCGUGUGCGUGUGCGUGUGCGUGUGCGUGUGUGUGUGUGUGUGUGUGUGUGUGUGUGUGUACCACGGUAAAGACUGUGAACCAGCAACGUCUCACUUCUCCAGCAGCCAGACGUGCAGUGUUCAUAUCCAUCCGGCGCACAUCCAUGAAAGGACUGCAACUCUUUACCAAGUAGCUUUCCAGUGAGAGACCCCCCCACCCCCCUGAAUAGAACAACUUGUAUUUAUUGGGAGAAAUAAAAAGUUAAUUUGACACAAGCACAUGGUCCAAGUAAAAAAAGAAAACUGCUACUGUAUAUGCAACUGUUAGAUUAAGCAAAAAAUAAAUGUAAUGGAAGAGUUUGACAUUUUGGGAAACACGCUUAUAUGCAAGGGCUGAUGCCGCUGUCGUACAUGUACGGUAAAUGUGAAGCUACCACCAGCGGCUGCUCCCGUUAGCUUAUUUGAGUUUAGCGUAAAGACUGGAAAUGGGAGAAUCCACCCACCAGCAUCUCUUGAGCGCUUGUUUUUGCGGAUUUAAAAGGUAUUGCGUAGAUAUUAGUGAACUUUAGGAGGUGCUGGUGGGCAGCACCAAGCUAGCUGUUUCCAGAUGUAACGCUAAGCUAACUGGCUCCAGCACCGUCGUACUUACCGCACAGACACGAGAGCGGUAUCUAACGCAAGAAAGCAAAUUAUGCCAAACUGUGUUUGGAUCAUAUGUAGCAGUAAUUUAAUAAAUGUUUUUGUACGCCUUGGUUGAAGCAUGUGCAACUAGCAAAGACUCUCAAACGCCAUCUAUCUGGAACUCAUGUUAACACACACUAGACCAGAGAAGUUCUUUAAGUGCACCAGUUGGACGUUUUUGUCUCUUAUCAAGCGGAGCAGAAUCUCACUGGACUGGAUUUUAUUUGAGCUGGUUUCAAAUACUCACUGACGAGCGCUGUUGGCGAGUUCGCGGGCAAAACUGACGAAACACUACCAAACUGAAAACCAUGAGCCAACACUACACUCCAUCAGCUACAUGCUCCUGUUAAAGGGACAUUUCACUGCCUGGUGGAAGGUUUUCACUCUUUAGCCAACACGUGCUGAAGGAGUCGUCGACGACGAGUGUAACUCGCGUGAACAAAAAGAACGAGUUGAAAUGGGAGCGUCCGAUGGCCGCGGUACGAGCUCGAGGAAAUAUUCCACCAAAGUGAAAUAUCUCUUCAGAGGUGUUGAAGGGAGCGCGUUCAUUUUGUUCCUCGACAUGUUGCCUGCUGAUAGAUGACGAGAAGAAAAGAUUCCUUUUUUGUUUGUUUUAACACAUUUCCACGCCCGAAUCAGUCUCUUUCCUCUCCCCCCCCCCCCCUCUAACUACAGCAUUUUUCAUCUCCAAUUUCUACCUCUACUCUUCAGUUUCUUCAUAUCUUCCAUGAUUUCUUCUUUUCAUGCAUUUAUCCUGUACAUUGACAUCAGCGUUGAGGCCCCCCCCCAACCGGCUGUGAGGAAAACAAAAAGAGAAACAAAAAAAAAAAAAGCUAUAACUGAUUCCUUUUGUAAAACAAAAUGUUGCACAGACAAACUUCCCCGCACGGUGCAAACUACUGUAUGCAUACACACGUCUUUAACUAUCAUCUCAUUGUCUUUUUAUUUUGUGUCUUAUAUAAAAAAAGCUUCACUCGUGUAAUAUAGAGAGAUCAGACCCACUCGUUUUAUAUAUGUUCAUUUCUUUCUGUAAAGCCUUAGUCCUCGUCUUUUAUUUUAUUUUUGUAGAUAUGAUUUAAAAAAGAAAAAAGGAUGUAUAAAUUAUUUUCUUUUCCCUUGUUUUUAAACUUGAUGCGAUUGUUUAGCUGCACAGAAGGAAAAGAGAGCUCACGUCUCAGAUUCAUGUGUUUUGUGAGAUUAAAAAGAAACUGGAAAAUGAAA
This is a messenger RNA of Cottoperca gobio, 9015 nucleotides long. RefSeq names its product Rho guanine nucleotide exchange factor (GEF) 11 (gene arhgef11). Lineage: Eukaryota; Metazoa; Chordata; Actinopteri; Perciformes; Bovichtidae. The record is from RefSeq and is a predicted model, not a curated record. Gene Ontology annotation, molecular function: G protein-coupled receptor binding; guanyl-nucleotide exchange factor activity. Gene Ontology annotation, cellular component: cytoplasm. Gene Ontology annotation, biological process: G protein-coupled receptor signaling pathway; intracellular signal transduction.